Messenger RNA from Vitis vinifera (wine grape), 657 nucleotides. RefSeq names its product gibberellin-regulated protein 6. The record is from RefSeq and is a predicted model, not a curated record. The coding region runs from base 81 to 395 and encodes 104 amino acids. The transcript has 4 exons. Lineage: Eukaryota; Viridiplantae; Streptophyta; Magnoliopsida; Vitales; Vitaceae.
GCCCAACAUUAGUAAGGGAAUCCAAAUCAAGCCCACACACUAUCUCAGUAUUCAAGCCUCUCCCUCUCUCCAUCUCCCCAAUGGCAAAGCUUGUCCCUCUUCUGCUUUUGGCACUCUUUUCCAUUUCCAUGGUUGCAACAAAGGUCAUGGCAAAAGAAGCCCAAUACCAUCUUGACAGUGGGUCGUAUGGUCCAGGGAGUCUCAAGAGCAACCAAUGCCCAUCACAAUGCACGAGGAGAUGUAGCAAGACGCAGUACCACAAACCAUGCAUGUUUUUCUGUCAAAAGUGCUGUGCCAAGUGCCUGUGUGUACCCCCUGGCUACUAUGGGAAUAAGGCAGUGUGCCCUUGCUACAACAACUGGAAGACCAAGGAGGGAGGACCCAAGUGCCCUUAGAUCAUUUCCCUCUCUGCUCUCUUAAUGCCCAUCCUUCUAAUCUACUACAGAUUUAGUACUGAUGUCAUUACAAAAGGAAUCAUCAUUUUCCCUAGAGGUGGAUUUUAAUCCAUAGUUCCAUCAGGUUUAGGCAGUUCUACAUUCCUGGGAGAUGAGCAGCAUGACCGAAUUUAUUUCUUGUUAGGAGUAUUAUUCUAUCAGUUUGCAAUCUUAUGUAUGGCAAAUCAUAUGAAAUACUAUCAUGGUUUUUUUUUUCGGACUA